GGGCUCCUCUGACAGUCUCAGGCAGAGAGCUCAGCUCUACACAUCUCCUCUUGCAUGCAACUCACUGAGAGGGAGAGGCAAGCCAAACCUCCCCUUUCUGCCUGCAUCCCAAGCCAUCAAGGACCGGUUUUAGCAUCUCCAAUACCCCCACUUUUCCCCACCAGUUCUUCCUAGAGAGACACCCUGGAUUCUUACAUCCCCAAAGAGGAAACAAACAAAGAGUUGAUAAAACAGCCAAAACCUCUUCUCAACUGCGAAGGUCCUGCAAGCUCUUUCAGUGCCAAGCGAGCAGUUAUGGGCGGGAUCACCAUCAAUGCACCCUGAAGACUGACUUUGGUUUUGCUCUCCCAAUGGUUAUAUCCUUUCUGAGUUCACCACCACCUCACUGCCGCAUUUGUCAUCGCUUCUAGGAAUCUGGAAUUUGAGAGUUGGCCUUUACCUCUGCACUCGCUCUCUCUCCUCACAACAACUGUCACUUUUGUGUUUUCCACCAAAACGAGACCACCGUGGGUUUUCUGCCCUUCAAGAAAGUGGAUCACCUGGAGAAUUCUUGCCACGCACCCCCUCCUUCUGAGAUAAAGGCCUCCGGAUCCUAACGGAUAGCUGAGAUCUUUCCUUGGAGAGGUGAAUUCUCGUGGCUGAUCAAGUGUGUGUGCUCCCUCUGUGCUUUUCUUAUCCUGUGGAAUUUAUCAGUUACAGUGAUUUUUCCUGGGGUCCUUCUCACCAGUGCUGUGGCUUUUAUAUUUUAUCUAGGGAAGAGCAGGUUUUUGCAACAAUGGGCUUCACUCUCCACUCUGUCUGCUUCACCCUGAAGGUGAGCUUACUGCUGGGCUCUUUACUGGGCCUCUGCCUGGGUCUGGAGUUCAUGGGCCUCCCCAACCAAUGGGCCCGCUACCUCCGCUGGGAUGCCAGCACCAGAAGCGACCUGAGCUUUCAGUUCAAGACCAACGUCUCAGCUGGGCUGCUCCUCUACUUUGAUGAUGGUGGUGUCUGUGACUUCCUCUGCCUGUCCCUGGUUGAUGGGCGCAUCCAGCUCCGGUUCAGUGUGGACUGUGCCGAGACCACGGUUGUCACAGAAAAGCAGGUCAAUGACAGCAAUUGGCACUUCCUCAUGGUCAGCCGUGACCGCCUCCGGACCGUGCUGGUGCUGGAUGGUGAAGCCAAGCCUGGUGAAGUGCGUCCACAGCGCCAGAACAUGAACAUAGUCAGUGACCUCUUUGUUGGUGGCGUUCCAUCAGACAUCCGCCCUGCAGCCUUGACCCUCGAUGGCAUCCUGAGUGAGCCUCCAUUUCAGGGAUUUAUCCUGGACCUGAAGUAUGGCAACUCAGAACCGCAGCUGCUCGGCAACCAGGGGGUCCAUCUGGACAUGGAGGGACUGUGUGUAGAGAACCCUUGUGAGAAUGGUGGCACUUGUUUCCUUCUGGAUGGUGAGCCACAUUGUGACUGCUCUGCCACUGGAUAUGUUGGCAAAUUCUGCUCAGAAGAUGUCAAUCAUAUUCCAGGCCUCUCACACCUGAUGAUGAGUGAACAAGCGAGAGAUGAAAAUGUGGCCACCUUCCGUGGCUCAGAGUACCUUUGCUACGACCUGUCCCAGAACCCCAUCCAGAGCAGCAGCGACGAGAUCACCCUGUCCUUCAAGACAUGGCAACGUAACGGGCUCAUCCUCCACACGGGCAAGUCAGCUGAUUACGUCAACCUGGCUCUGAAAGACGGUGCGGUCUCCUUGGUCAUUAACCUGGGGUCCGGGGCCUUCGAGGCCAUUGUGGAGCCUGUCAAUGGCAAAUUCAAUGACAACGCUUGGCAUGACGUUAAAGUGACGCGCAACCUGCGGCAGCACUCAGGCAUUGGACACGCUAUGGUGACAAUAUCUGUGGAUGGAAUCCUAACUACCACGGGCUACACACAAGAGGAUUACACCAUGCUGGGUUCAGAUGACUUCUUCUAUGUAGGAGGGAGUCCAAGUACAGCAGAUUUACCUGGGUCACCAGUCAGCAACAACUUCAUGGGCUGCCUCAAAGAGGUUGUUUAUAAGAAUAAUGACAUCCGUCUGGAGCUGUCUCGCUUGGCGAGGAUCAGUGACACCAAGAUGAAGAUCUACGGGGAGGUGAAAUUCACAUGUGAAAAUGUGGCCACGCUGGAUCCCAUCAGCUUUGAGACGCCAGAGGCCUAUAUCAGCCUGCCUAAGUGGAAUACCAAGCGGAUGGGCUCCAUUUCCUUCGACUUCCGCACCACUGAGCCCAACGGCCUCAUCCUCUUCACCCAUGGCAAGCCCCAGGAGAGGAAAGAUGCCAGGAGCCAAAAGAACACCAAGGUAGACUUCUUUUCAGUUGAGCUGCUAGACGGGAACCUCUACUUGCUGCUUGAUAUGGGCUCCGGCACCAUCAAGGUGAAAGCUACCCAGAAGAAAGCCAAUGAUGGAGAGUGGUAUCAUGUGGAUAUCCAGCGAGAUGGCAGAUCAGGUACCAUAUCAGUGAACAGCAGGCGCACCCCAUUCACUGCCAGUGGGGAGAGUGAAAUCUUGGACCUGGAAGGGGACAUGUACCUAGGUGGGCUACCUGAGAACCGGGCAGGCCUCAUCCUCCCCACAGAGCUCUGGACGGCCAUGCUGAACUAUGGUUAUGUAGGCUGCAUCCGGGAUCUGUUCAUUGAUGGACGGAGCAAGAACAUCCGGCAGCUGGCGGAGGUGCAGAACGCUGCCGGGGUCAAAUCCUCCUGCACCCGGCUCGGCACCAAGCAGUGCGACAGUUACCCAUGUAAGAACAAUGCUCUCUGCAAGGAUGGCUGGAACCGCUUCAUCUGCGACUGCACUGGCACUGGCUACUGGGGCAAAACAUGUGAGCGGGAGGCUUCCAUCUUGAGCUACGAUGGUAGCAUGUAUAUGAAGAUCAUCAUGCCCAUGGUCAUGCACACAGAGGCAGAAGAUGUGUCUUUCCGCUUCAUGUCCCAGCGUGCCUAUGGGCUGUUAAUGGCCACCACUUCACGGGAUUCUGCUGACACCCUUCGCCUGGAGCUUGAUGGAGGGCGUGUCAAACUCAUGGUCAAUUUAGACUGUAUCAGGAUAAACUGUAACGCCAGCAAAGGACCUGAAACUCUGUAUGCUGGGCAGAAACUUAAUGACAACGAGUGGCACACUGUCCGGGUGGUGCGGCGAGGAAAGAGCCUCAAACUGACAGUCGAUGAUGACGUAGCUGAGGGCACAAUGGUUGGCGACCACACCCGCUUGGAGUUCCACAACAUUGAAACGGGGAUCAUGACAGAGAAGCGGUACAUCUCCGUCAUCCCCUCUAGCUUCAUCGGUCACCUCCAGAGUCUCAUGUUUAAUGGGCUGCUCUACAUUGACCUGUGCAAGAACGGCGACAUUGACUACUGUGAGCUGAAAGCACGCUUCGGCCUCCGCAACAUCAUCGCUGACCCAGUCACCUUCAAGACCAAGAGCAGUUACCUGAGUCUGGCCACCUUGCAGGCCUACACCUCCAUGCACCUUUUCUUCCAGUUCAAGACUACUUCAGCCGAUGGCUUCAUCCUCUUCAACAGCGGUGAUGGCAGUGAUUUCAUUGCAGUGGAGCUAGUCAAGGGGUAUAUACACUACGUGUUUGACCUGGGGAACGGUCCUAAUGUCAUCAAGGGCAACAGUGAUCGGCCUCUCAAUGACAACCAGUGGCACAAUGUGGUCAUCACUCGAGACAACAGUAACACCCACAGCUUAAAAGUGGACACCAGGGUUGUUACUCAGGUUAUCAACGGUGCCAAAAACCUUGACCUUAAAGGUGACCUCUACAUUGCUGGCCUGGCUCAAGGCAUGUACAGCAAUGUCCCGAAGCUAGUGGCUUCACGCGAUGGGUUUCAGGGCUGCCUAGCAUCAGUGGACUUGAAUGGGCGACUGCCCGAUCUAAUCAAUGACGCUCUCCACCGCAGUGGGCAAAUUGAGCGUGGAUGUGAAGGACCGAGCACCACCUGCCAAGAAGAUUCCUGUGCAAAUCAGGGCAUCUGUAAUCAGCAAUGGGAAGGUUUUACCUGCGACUGUUCCAUGACUUCAUACUCUGGGAGCCAGUGCAAUGACCCUGGUGCCACAUAUAUCUUUGGGAAGAGUGGAGGCCUCAUCCUGUACACCUGGCCAGCAAAUGACAGACCCAGCACGAGGACAGAUCGUCUUGCUGUAGGCUUCAGCACGACUGUGAAGGAUGGCAUCCUGGUUCGGAUUGACAGUGCUCCUGGGCUUGGUGACUUUCUGCAGCUUCACAUAGAGCAAGGCAAGAUUGGCGUGGUCUUCAAUAUUGGCACAGUGGAUAUUUCUAUCAAAGAGGAGAGCACCCCAGUGAAUGAUGGCAAAUAUCAUGUGGUGCGCUUUACUAGGAAUGGUGGGAAUGCCACACUUCAGGUGGACAGCUGGCCAGUGAACGAACACUACCCUUCAGGCAACACUGAUAAUGAACGGUUCCAAAUGGUAAAACAGAAAAUCCCCUUCAAAUAUAACCGGCCCGUAGAAGAGUGGCUGCAAGAAAAAGAUGAUGCAACACCGCAUCACCACUUGACUUCAAGACCCGUCACGACGACCACCAAAAUUGGACGACAGUUAACGAUCUUCAACACCCAGGCGCAAAUAGCCAUUGGAGGGAAGGACAGAGGGCGUCCCUUCCAAGGCCAGCUCUCCGGUCUCUAUUACAAUGGCUUGAAAGUGCUGAACAUGGCAGCAGAGAACAACCCCAAUAUUAAAAUCAACGGAAGUGUCCGGCUGGUUGGAGAAGUCCCAUCCAUCCUCGGAACAACACCCACAACCUCCAUGCCACCAGAAAUGUCUACCACAGUCAUGGAAACCACCACCACCAUGGCCACCACAACUACCCGAAAAAACCGCUCGCCACCCAGCAUCCAGACCACUGAUGACAUUGUUUCAUCAGCUGAAUGUUCCAGCGAUGACGAAGACCUCAUUGAAUGUGAGCCGAGUACAGGUAAGUCAGGAGGUGAAUUAGUUAUCCCUCUACUUGUAGAAGACCCUUUAGAUAUCCCUCCUAUUGCUACUCGUGCACCUUUCAUUACACUCCCCCCUACCUUUCGCCCCCUCCUCACCAUUAUUGAGACCACCAAAGAUUCCCUGUCCAUGACCUCUGAGGCGGGGUUACCUUGCUUGUCGGACCAAGGCAGCGAUGGUUGUGAUGAUGAUGGCUUGGUGAUAUCUGGGUAUGGCUCAGGGGAAACCUUUGACUCUAACCUACCCCCUACUGAUGAUGAAGAUUUUUACACCACCUUCUCCUUGGUAACAGAUAAGAGUCUUUCCACUUCAGUCUUCGAAGGUGGCUACAAAGCACAUGCACCUAAGUGGGAAUCCAAGGACUUUAGACCUAACAAAGUCUCCGAAACUGGUAGGACUACUACCACGGCUUUGUCCCCUGAGCUGAUCCGCUCCACAGCUUCGUCCUCGACUGGGAUGGUGCCCAAAUUGCCCGCUGGCAAAAUGAAUAACCGUGAGCUCAAACCCCAGCCUGACAUAGUCUUGCUUCCGUUGCCCACUGCCUAUGAGCUAGACAGCACAAAGCUGAAGAGCCCGCUAAUAACUUCCCCCAUGUUCCGUAAUGUGCCCACAGCAAACCCCACGGAGCCAGGAAUCAGACGGGUUCCGGGGGCCUCAGAGGUGGUCCGUGAGUCGAGCAGCACAACAGGGAUGGUCGUCGGUAUUGUGGCUGCUGCCGCCCUCUGCAUCCUGAUCCUCCUGUAUGCCAUGUACAAGUACAGGAACAGGGACGAGGGGUCCUAUCAGGUGGAUGAGACGCGGAACUACAUCAGCAACUCAGCCCAGAGCAAUGGCACGCUCGUGAAGGAGAAGCAGCAGAGCACAAAGAGUGGCCACAAGAAACAGAAAAACAAGGACAAAGAGUAUUAUGUGUAAAAAUAUACUUAUUUAUAUAUAAAUAUAUAUAUACUUAAUGAGAUUUAACUGAAAUAUCAGAGCCGUUACAGCUAAUGAGAUUGGGAGCUACAGUUUAUGGGAAAAAAAAUUGGGAAAAAAUUCAGCUGUGACUGUUAACGUCUCAGUCAUUGCUUAGAGUCAGCAAACUCUGCCCUACUGUAUUAUAAAGCACACUUAGUGUUCUGGAGAUGGCACAUGCAGCUCUACCAUGCUGACGGACUUGGAAGUCUCCACAUCUCCUCUUCGCUGAACUUUCCGCAAAAGGUAGAAGAUUUCAUGGCUUACUUGUUUCAUAUCUCCAAGUGAGUCUUAAUGAUGUUCGUGAUCUUUGACUGUAUCGAUCAUUUUUCAGUUUACUUAUUAAAAAAAAAGAAAGAAAGAAAAAGAAAAAAUGCAUAAACAUUUUAAACAAACAAACAAAAAAAUCAAACAAACUGAUCUGGCCGUGUCCAGCAUACGUAUAAUUUUUUGAGAUCUGAGGGGGGCGGGGAAUAAAUGGUUUUGGGACUUGUUGGUUUUUAUUUGUUUUUUUUUUCUUUUUCUUUUUGGGCGUUGGGAGGUGUGAAGGGGAGAAGAGAAUGAACCAGGACAUGAGUCAAGAAGAAAUCUGGGGGGGAGGGACCCACCUAAUAAAUAAAGAGAGACUAUUGCCAUAUAUGAACUCAAAAGCUACCCAUGGUGUUAACUCUACAUAUCUGGUUGUGUGGUCUCUAGAAUCCGUUGUCUACAGUAAGUUAUUUGCUAAUAGCACAGUGAAAGUGUGUAAUGGGUGACGAUGAAGAUGAUUCUUAUGGAAAACUGGUCCCCCUUAGAUUUGGCUUCAGUAUCUGCAACUGAACUCAUGAACAGAUAGGUUUCAGUCUGGUUUGAUUGGGGCCAUUGGCUUUAUUUGACUAUACCAGUGAGUGUGCAUUAACUCAGCCAAACUAUGGCUAAAUAAGUGAGGGGGUUGGGGGGAGCAAAAGAAAAGUGGUGAGCCACUCUGAGCUAGAUAUACGAUGCUAAACGAAGGGAGCCUUUUUUUGGGGUUCUGGUUCUGUGACUGAUUACAAUGCAUGCAAAAAAAUUAAUAAUAAAGCAGUUGAAUAAAGAGGUCAGAAAGACAAUACUGGAGUUCAACCUUUGACAAGAACCAUAAACGUCACACAAGCCAAACACAUGCUGCAAACAAGUGCAAAAUUCAUAGGGGUUUUUUUUGACAUGGAGAUGUUUUUCAUGUGUAAUAUUUUAAUUUUGUAGCUUGACAUUUCUGACUAUCUGUCUUUCCAUUUGCCCUAUUCACCCUUUACUCUCUCUUUUAUAUAAAAGAAAUGAAUAAAGCUGCUGUGACACAAAAAAUAAUACAAGGAGUUAAUAAUAGUAUUAUAUAUAUAAAUAUAUAUAUAUACACAGAUAUAUUUAUCACCAUAUGUUUGAUGGGACGACUGGAACAGAAACUGUCAAGGUGUUUACAUGAAAUGAGAAUGUUGUUUUAGAAGAAAAACAUUUUAAUAAUACCAACAAAAAGCAAACCAUAAAAAUGUGAAGAGAGUGUGUGCUUUAGCUUUGUCACAGUUACCUGUGUCAAAAGGACAAAAAAAAAAUUCUCAGAUUUUGUUUACAUAUUUUACUACUUUUUUUGCUAGUGUAAUUUCUAGAGUACCCUGAUGUAUAUAAUGUUUUAUGGUUAAACUGGGAUUUUUUUUUGUUUGUUUUAGUUGAUUUAAUUAAUCUUAGUGGUUUGUUUUUUAUUUUUCCCCAAUUAUGUGAAAGGGAGUAACUUACUGUACAGAACAAUAACCUACUGGUUUCAUGGCCAUGACUGUCACGUGCAAAAAAAGCAAAAGAGGGGGAGAGAGACAAAAAGAAAAACAAACACAAAAUGAAUUGAAGACUUUGGAGUAUCACAAAUGUACAAUUUCUCUGUGUACAGAUGAAAACUAAUCAGCUGUUUAGAUUUAGAAAUCUACUCUUGCUGGUGUUUAUAAUUCGCAUGAAUAUUUGACUUUGAAGAAAAGUGUCAUCAAAUGCACACACGCACAUGGGAACAAAAUAAAAAGCAGCCUUCUCAAAUGUUUAGAGAAGAAGCUUUCGCAGUUAACAGCUCUUUCAGUGUGUGUGUGUGUGUGUGUGUGUCUGUGAGGUUGUUUUUUGGGUGGUUUAUUUUUUGUUUUGUUUGAUUUGUUUUUAAAUACUAAAAACUAAAAAAAGACAAGUUUUAAAAAGGUAUGAAAGCACGAUUUUAGACAACUUAACUGGCCGAACCUAUCUGAAGUUGAUUAUUUCUCAAUGUCUGUAAAAGAUUGCUGUUCUUGGAGUCUUGUGAAAUGAUUUCUUGCUUUCUUUCUUUCUUUUUUAUACCCUCCCCCUCCUUUUUUAAAAGAAAAAAAUCCCACGUUCUUUUCUGUUCUGUUACUUUUUUUUGUGUAAGUUUCUAUUUGACAUUUUUUUGGGAACGUGCAUUUCUGUAUGUGGGCUUCUACCAUACUCCUGUUGUUUUAUGCACAGAACCUCAAGGAUAUUCAUUUGAGUUAUUGUGACGUUACUGCUUUUUUCUCCCCUUCUUUCUUUCUUUCCUUCCUUUCUUAUUUGCAUUUUCAUUCAAGGAUAUGCUUAGCAAUAAAAUGUUCUUCCCAAAG
This is a messenger RNA of Gopherus flavomarginatus (Mexican gopher tortoise), 8523 nucleotides long. RefSeq names its product neurexin 3 (gene NRXN3). Lineage: Eukaryota; Metazoa; Chordata; Testudines; Testudinidae. The record is from RefSeq and is a predicted model, not a curated record. Bases 776 to 5884 code for a protein of 1702 amino acids. The transcript is spliced from 23 exons.